GAAUAUAUUUUCGGCUCACCGAGUCACGCGUCAGUCGGCGCGCAGCGUUUCACGAAUAACCUCGCAGGACAUAUUCCCCGUUCUGUUUAAAAAUAACGUUCAUGUUCUACAAAUACACGUACAAUCGUCUACAAGGGUGAACGGUGAGACACAGCGCCAGCAGGCGGAAUGAAGUAUGCAGACCCUACCGACUCAGGUAAUCGGCUGCAUCGGGAAGUGCACUUCCGGUUUCAACCGCGAAGAAUUAGACCAGAUCACAGAUAAUAUACACAGAACCCUGUCUCACCCACGAGGCAGAGAAAUUUUCAGAAGGUACUUGGAGAGACGUCAACUUACGGACAACAUUGAAUGUCUGGCGUUGUACGAGACCUGUAACCAAUUCCUCGAGGAAGGAAAGAGUGAUUCGCCAUCGAGAAAGGUACCUCCACUGGAGCUAUUAAUAAACCAUGUUACCAAAGUGAAAGAAAUGGCGGAAGAUUUGGAUGGCGUUCCUGAAAUAGACUGGGCUCUUCUGCGGAGCUUCACGCAGGCUUUGGAUAGCCAGUCAAGGACUGAUCUGCUCUGCGUCUUGGAGGAUACCAAAGACAAAUGUAGGAAUCAUUUGAAAAGCGUUCACGGCAGUUUCAAGAAAUACGUAUCGGAGCCGUGCCCGUUGACCAAAUGAUCAACGAACGAACUCUCUUACUUGUUAACACGCAUUCCUUCGCAUAUCGAUUGUUCCGUAGUCUUAGAAUUAUUAAGACGGAGUGGAAGAGAACGUUUUAUGCACAUUUAUGUAUGACUGCUGGCCUGCGACGUUGAGCGUCACGGAUUAAUGUUACUUCUGUACGUUGCGUCGGUGUCUUUACAUUUAUUUAAACCACAUUUGUAAUUUAAUAAUAAAGUCUGUCAGUUUUC
Molecule: messenger RNA, 897 nt
Organism: Nomia melanderi (Alkali bee)
Lineage: Eukaryota; Metazoa; Arthropoda; Insecta; Hymenoptera; Halictidae
Source: RefSeq, a predicted model, not a curated record